AUCUACAUAGAAUCAAUUAGUAGAUUGAAAUAGUAGUCUAAUUCAACUGCUUUUUUCACUGCAUCCACGGAGGGUGAGAAAAAUAAUAUGCGAAUAGAAUAUAGUAAAAGAAAAAAAGUAAAAGGAAAAAACCUACGAAUCUUUCAUGCUUAAAAAUGGCGCGAGAUGCUUCAAUCGAGAUCCUCCAAAAAAAGAACAUAAAAAAUUUUCUAAGAAUAAGAAAAUAGUAUAACUGGAAAAUGUGCGAUAUGUUGUGAAUAGCUUCGUGUAAGAAAAGAAAGUUUCAUUUUCUUAUGUAUAGAACUUUCUUUUUAUUCGCCACUUCUAGUAGAAUAGAAAUUUUGAAUUACUAUAAUCGCCCUUUCUAUUCUAUUAUACUGGAAUAGAACAUAGUAGAAUAGAACGACUCUUUCUUACUUUCUUAAAAGAGUUUCUUACAAGAGUAAAACAAAACUAAAGAAAGAGAGAGAAAAAAGUUUGCCAAACUUAUUAAUGCAAAACGAUCAAUCAAAGAAAAGAGUUGAUACUACAAUUCGACUACUCAAUCAAUUGGUAGUAUCCCUAGAGUCCACUCCUCCCCCAUACUACUAGCGAAAGAGAAAAUGUAAAGACUACCAUUAAAGCAGCCCAAGCGACACUUACUAUAUCCAUGCAAAUUAUGUCUCCUAUUUCUAUGAAGGAAUUCUUCUACUAUUGAUAAAUAAUCAUAGUGGAAUCAAGGGUACAGAGUCAAAAAGCCAUUCUAUUCUGCCCUAAGACUAUGGAUUAAUCCGUUAAAGGAAUUUACUCCUAACAAAUUCUUAUAUGAUUUCUGGUAGAAUUGGAGAGCAUUAAGUACAAAUAUGAUACAUAGCCCUUUCCCUAAAAAAGAGUAGGGGGGUGUCCUGAAUAGAAGACGCGGGAAUAGAGAGAUUUUUUCAUCCAUUUGUUCCCCUUUUAUAAGCAAAGUGCAUAAGAAUAUACCAUAAAAUUAGGAUAGAUAAAUAUUUAUUGGAUACCUACCUUACCCAUAUUUAUUUUUUACCUAAACCCUACUGCUCCACUUUCUAUCUUUGUAUGAAAGAGUGAGGAGGCCCUAUCCACAACCCCGAAAUUGUUUUUUUGAUCAGCCUAUUCAAUCUAAUUCUCGACAGAAUCAGUAGCCUUUACUUUAAUGUAUGUGGGUAGCAUAAGAUGUAUGAAGUGUAUGUAGUAAGAUGUACCAUAAAAAAAUGUAUGAUAAUUAGGAAGUCUUGAUAUUUCUUCGCGAAGUCCCUUCUUCAAUCUUAGAUUGAAAAAAGACUGCUCCUUAGGAACCUUUGGAUACGAAGAUUUCUGACAUCUUAGUCUCGUAGUUUUAAAUUCCCAAAUCGAAUCAAUUUAAAUUAAUAAAAGAAUAAGGAAACCCUAACUCAUCCCUAUUGGUAGCCGUUUGGGCCACUGCCGACAAAACAAAACCUAGUUUGAGGAUAGAACUAUGGUAUGGAUUCUAAAAAUCCAGUAUCGCCAGACCUAGUUACUCUCGUGCCCCAACUUAUAGAGGUAGGAAUUUGUAGGGUUUGAUCAGUACUAUAAUCCUAAGUAUUUUAUUGAUCAGGCGGCACCCAGAUUUGAACAGGGGGUAAAGGAUUUGCAGUCCCCUGCCUUACCACUUGGUCAUGUCGCCAAAAAAUCCGAUCUAAAAUCGAGAAAAGAACAAGUAUUCAUCCACAUUUUUUUACUAAAACCCCUUUCCUUUCUAUUAUAUUGAAAUGACAAAGGAGAAAAAGUGGAUUUCCAGUCAAAGGCUGCAAAAUUCAGAACAAAUUAGAACCAUUAACUAUAAUUUUAAUUCUCUUUUUUUGAAUUGUAGUAGUGAACGACUCUUAAAUCGGUAUUCUCCCCCCCCCCUCCAUUAUUUUUAAUGGUAUAAGAAAAUUGAGUAAAUGUUUCCCUAAUCUGUAUAUAGGGAAACUCCAGGUCCAAACAGCAUUAUUAUGUAUGGAUCCCCUUAUGUACAUAUCCCUAUGGAGAAUCGUUCUUUCAUUUUUCAUAAAUAUUUUGAAUAAAAAAGAGAGGGAAUUUGCUCUGAUAUAGAUUAGGGCUCGGCCUUCUUGGACCACCUAAGUGCAAUUACGAUAAAAGAAAGGAUAUGUAGAUAGAUGGAUAACUAGAUUGGCAAGUACUUAAAAAAUAAAGUAAAUACUUUAUUUUAGGAUUCUACAACGAAAUCCUUUAUUUCCCAGUAAUUCUCUACUACUACGAAACAAAAAAGAGCCUUCAAAUUCUUUUUGAAAAUGAAACUAAGCGUGCUAUUCUAAAUGGAACUAAAGUCAAGCUUUCUAGUGCUUAUAAAUUAUUAUGGCUUUAUCCCUUUCAUAGAAAGGAGAUAAAAUGAGAAAUCUUUGCUACCCAAUCUUUUUAGAAUAUCAUAAAGUUUAAGUGGCAGAAUUUUUUUCUAGGACUGUUUUAUCAAUUCAUUUUUAUUCCAUUUCUACCCCUGCUAAAUUCUAAUUUUCGUCGAAAUCAUCUCUAUUCAUAUGUAUGAAAUACAUAUAUGAAAUACAUAUGUGGAGUUCCCUAGAAUUUCAUGUGAUUCAGUAAACAGAAUAUAGAUUCCAUGAUUGCUAGAUUGAUCCGUAGGGAUUGAUGAAGAGUGAGCUGAUAAGGGAAUUUUUCUUCGAUAAAUAGGAAACUUAAGAUUAAAAUGCUCCGGAAUGGAAAUGAGGGAAUGUCCACAAUACCCGGAUUUAGUCAGAUCCAAUUCGAGGGAUUUUGUAGAUUCAUUAAUCAAGGCUUGGCAGAAGAACUUGAGAAGUUUCCAACAAUUAAAGAUCCAGAUCACGAAAUUGCAUUUCAAUUAUUUGCGAAAGGAUAUCAAUUGCUAGAACCCUCGAUAAAAGAAAGGGAUGCUGUGUAUGAAUCACUCACCUAUUCUUCCGAAUUAUAUGUAUCUGCAAGAUUAAUUUUUGGGUUCGAUGUGCAAAAGCAAACCAUUUCUAUUGGAAACAUUCCUAUAAUGAAUUCCUUAGGAACCUUUAUAAUAAAUGGAAUAUACCGAAUUGUGAUCAAUCAAAUAUUGCUAAGUCCAAGUAUUUAUUACCGCUCGGAAUUAGACCAUAAGGGAAUUUCCAUAUACACCGGGACUAUAAUAUCAGAUUGGGGAGGAAGGUCAGAAUUAGCAAUUGAUAAAAAAGAAAGGAUAUGGGCUCGUGUGAGUAGAAAACAAAAGAUAUCCAUUUUAGUUCUAUCAUCAGCUAUGGGUUUAAAUCUAAGAGAAAUUUUAGAUAAUGUUUCCUACCCCGAAAUUUUCUUGUCUUUCCCGAAUGCUAAGGAGAAGAAGAAGAUUGAGUCAAAAGAAAAAGCUAUUUUGGAGUUUUAUCAACAAUUUGCUUGUGUAGGUGGGGACCUGGUAUUUUCGGAGUCCUUAUGCGAGGAAUUACAAAAGAAUUUUUUUCAACAAAAAUGUGAAUUAGGAAGAGUUGGUCGACGAAAUAUGAAUCGGAGACUGAAUCUUGAUAUCCCUCAGAACAAUACAUUCUUGGUACCACGAGAUGUAUUGGCCGCUACGGAUCAGUUGAUUGGAAUGAAAUUUGGAAUGGGUAUACUUGACGAUGAUGAUAUGAAUUACUUGAAAAAUAAACGUAUUCGUUCGUAUGCGGAUCUGUUACAAGAUCAAUUCGGACAGGCUCUUGGCCGUUUACAACAUGCGGUUCAAAAAACUAUCCGUAGAGUAUCCACAAACUUUGGUAACUCCAACUUCAACUUCGAUUUUAUUAAUAACUACUUAUGAGACCUUUUUUGGCACAUAUCCCUUAUCUCAAGUUUUUGAUCAAACCAAUCCAUUGACACAAACAGUUCAUGGGCGAAAAGUGAGUUGUUUGGGUCCUGGAGGAUUGACGGGGAGAACUGCAAGUUUUCGGAGCCGAGAUAUUCAUCCGAGUCACUAUGGGCGUAUUUGUCCAAUUGACACGUCCGAAGGAAUCAAUGUUGGACUUAACGGAUCAUUAGCUAUUCAUGCGAGAAUUGAUCACUGGUGGGGAUCUAUAGAGAGCCCGUUUUAUGAAAUAUCUGAGAAGGCAAAAGAAAAAAAAGAGAGACAGGUGGUUUAUUUAUCACCAAAUAGAGAUGAAUAUUAUAUGAUAGCAGCAAGAAAUUCUUUGUCCUUGAAUCAGGGUAUUCAGGAAGAACAGGUUGUUCCAGCUAGAUACCGUCAAGAAUUACUGACUAUUGCAUGGGAACAGAUUCAUGUUAGAAGUAUUUUCCCUUUCCAAUAUUUUUCUAUUGGGGGUUCUCUCAUUCCUUUUAUUGAGCAUAAUGAUGCGAAUCGGGCUUUAAUGAGUUCUAAUAUGCAACGCCAAGCAGUUCCACUUUCUCGGUCUGAGAAGUACAUUGUUGGAACUGGAUUGGAACGCCAAAUAGCUCUAGAUUCGAGGGUUUCCGUUAUAGCCGAACGCGAGGAAAAGAUCAUUUCUAGUGAUAGUCAUAAGAUCCUUUUAUCAAGUAGUUGGAAAACCAUAAGUAUUCCUUUAGUUGCCCAUCGGCGCUCUAACAAAAAUACUUGUUUGCACCAAAAACCUCGGGUGCCGCAGGGUAAAUCCAUUAAAAAGGGCAAAUUUUAGCGGAGGGAGCAGCUACAGUUGGUGGGGAACUUGCUUUAGGAAAAAACAUUUUAGUAGCUUAUAUGCCCUGGGAGGGUUACAAUUUUGAAGACGCAGUACUAAUUAACGAACGUUUGGUAUAUGAGGAUAUUUAUACUUCUUUUCACAUC
This is a messenger RNA of Panicum virgatum (switchgrass), 4729 nucleotides long. Its product is annotated as DNA-directed RNA polymerase subunit beta-like. The transcript has a single exon. Gene Ontology annotation, biological process: DNA-templated transcription. NCBI's taxonomy places the organism in Eukaryota, Viridiplantae, Streptophyta, Magnoliopsida, Poales, Poaceae. Bases 3615 to 4580 code for a protein of 321 amino acids. The record is from RefSeq and is a predicted model, not a curated record. Gene Ontology annotation, molecular function: ribonucleoside binding; DNA-directed RNA polymerase activity; DNA binding.